AUGGACUACAACAACCCACCACUCGGCGUUGAGACCCCAAAACUCUGCUGCAUCCCAGCUCGUCCUCUAGUCUGCGUUCUUGCAUUCAUCGGAGUUGUUCGUGGAAUCGCCACUCUUGUCUUCUACGGAAACUGGGGAGAACGUGUUGCCGAUGUGAUCUUCCUUCUUCUCAACCUUCUUCUCCUGUUCGGAGCCGCUAAAAACAACGAGCCAGCUCUCAAAUGGUCCCAAAGAGUUGUCUUCUUGGCUGUGAUUCUCGCAGUCAUCCAGUUCAUGAUCUGGCCAGUUAUGAUUGCCAGUUUCACUGCUUCUGGAUUAGCUGACACUAACAAUACAAUGACACAAAUCGAGGAUCUUGCCACAAAGAGUUAUGCGGAGAAGAAGAAGAUGUUUGUUCGUGGAAUGCUCUCUGGAUACGCUCUCGAGUUUGGAACCUUCCUUAUGAUUGGAGCCGAGGUCCUCAAGUACGUGCUCAUCAACCGCCUCUGGCAAUACGCCAAGACCACCGAGAACAUCGUCAUCGGAGGAAACCAAUACAUUGUUCCAUAA
This is a messenger RNA of Caenorhabditis briggsae, 549 nucleotides long. Lineage: Eukaryota; Metazoa; Nematoda; Chromadorea; Rhabditida; Rhabditidae. The transcript has 2 exons. The coding region runs from base 1 to 549 and encodes 182 amino acids. The record is from RefSeq and is a predicted model, not a curated record.